Melanotaenia boesemani (Boeseman's rainbowfish) is the source of this 3113-nucleotide messenger RNA. RefSeq names its product beta-galactosidase-1-like protein 2. Lineage: Eukaryota; Metazoa; Chordata; Actinopteri; Atheriniformes; Melanotaeniidae. Gene Ontology annotation, biological process: carbohydrate metabolic process. The transcript is spliced from 19 exons. Bases 235 to 2160 code for a protein of 641 amino acids. Gene Ontology annotation, molecular function: beta-galactosidase activity. Gene Ontology annotation, cellular component: vacuole. The record is from RefSeq and is a predicted model, not a curated record.
UUGACUAUUUAUGUUAUAUUAGACCGGAAGUACUUAUGUCCUGAUGUAGAAUCUUAAAUUAACAGUCGGUAUCGUAAUUUCCUUCCCUCUCUCUCGGGGUUAGUUUUAGCACUUGUGAAAAACCUGUCUGGUCAGUUCCUGAAGAGGACUGCAGACCAGAGAAAUGCGCGUUACCUCACUGAAACACAAGAAACGCACAGAGCGCAGCUGUCAAAUUCGUCCUGUUUUUUACCAAUGGAACAGUCUUCUUUGUUUGGUGUUCGCCUGUCCUUAAAACAACGGUACUUCCUGCUGUUUACCACUGCCAUAACUCUGAUAAUUGUUUAUCAGUUUUCAAGGCAUCGUCCAGAAGUGAGAAGAAUGAACCGUGUGGAGGGUCUAAGAGCUGAGUCGUCUCAGUUUACAUUGGAGGGGAAACCUUUUCGCAUCCUGGGGGGCUCUGUCCAUUACUUCCGCGUCCCCAGAGCCUACUGGAAGGACCGGCUGAUGAAGAUGAAGGCCUGUGGCCUCAAUACUCUCACAACCUAUGUACCGUGGAACCUGCAUGAGCCAGAGCGAGGGGUGUUUAACUUUGAGGAUCAUCUGAAUUUAGAAGCCUACUUACGUCUUGCAGCCAGCUUGGAUCUCUGGGUGAUUCUGCGUCCAGGGCCAUACAUCUGUGCUGAGUGGGAUUUAGGUGGGCUGCCCAGUUGGCUACUUCGAGAUCAGAGCAUGAAGCUAAGAACAACCUACUCAGGAUUCAAAAAAGCAGUCAACUCCUACUUUGAUCAGCUCAUGGAGAAAGUAGCUCCACACCAGUACUCCCAAGGUGGCCCAAUCAUAGCAUUUCAAGUGGAAAAUGAAUAUGGCUCCUAUGCUAAAGAUGAAGAGUAUAUGCCUUUCAUCAAGGAGGCUUUAUUGUCCAGGGGCAUCACAGAGCUGCUGCUGACCUCCGACAACAAUGAAGGGCUAAAGCGUGGAGGAGUGAAAGGAGCUCUUGAAACCAUCAACUUUCAGAAACUGGAUCUAAAUGACAUCAAGCACUUGGAUGGAAUUCAGCCUCAGAAACCCAAGAUGGUGAUGGAGUACUGGACUGGUUGGUUUGAUCUAUGGGGAGGCCUUCAUCAUGUCUACACUGCUGAGGAUAUGUUACCUGUAGUCACAGAAGUUCUUAAGCUGAACAUGUCUAUAAACCUUUACAUGUUCCAUGGAGGAACCAAUUUUGGCUUCAUGAAUGGUGCAUUUGCAGUGGAUAUACCGUCUCCUAAACCCAUGGUGACAAGCUAUGAUUACGAUGCUCCACUAUCUGAGGCUGGGGAUUACACCACCAAGUAUCAUCUUCUGAGGAAUUUAUUCAGCCACUACCACACCCAGCCACUCCCUGAACUUCCUUCUCGCCAGGAGAGGAGAGCAUACCAUCCUAUUAUCAUAGAGAAGCACCUGUCCCUGUGGGACAGUCUGCAUUUCACUGAAAAGCCUUUGAAGUCAGAGAGGCCGGUGAACAUGGAGAACCUCCCUGUUAAUAACAACAAUGGCCAGUCAUACGGGUACACACUGUAUGAGACCACCAUCACCAGCGGAGGAGCCCUAAACUCCAAGAACAACGUCAGAGACAGAGCACUGGUUUUUGUGGACAAACAUUUUGUUGGUGUUCUGGACUAUGAAGUGCAAGAAAUUGCAAUACCAGAUGGGAAGGGAAGAAGAACUUUGGGUUUACUGGUGGAAAACAGCGGAAGAGUGAAUUAUGGGAAAACUCUGGAUGAACAGCGCAAAGGUCUUGUUGGGGAUAUUCAGUUAAAUACACAUCUCCUCAGAGACUUCAUUAUUCACAGUCUGGAUAUGAAGCCGGACUUUGUAAGGAGACUUGAACGUUCAGACUACUGGAUGUCUAUGCACCAGCAGCCUUCAUUCCCAGCCUUUUUUCAGGCUAGACUCUAUGUAAACAGCUCUCCUAAAGACACCUUCAUCAAGCUGCCUGGCUGGAACAAAGGUGUUGUUUUUAUCAACGGCAAGAAUUUGGGACGUUAUUGGUCUAUUGGUCCUCAGCAAACUCUCUAUCUCCCAGGUCCCUGGCUUCAGAGAGGGGACAACCAGGUCAUAGUGUUCGAAGAGCAGGAAACUGAUGGUAAAAUCCAGUUCACCACCAGCCCUGAUUACGGCAUGACUGUUGAUGUCCAGUGAGGCCAGGAGGUGAGAGGGAAGAAGCGUGGGAGAACAUGAAAGACUGCAAAAGCUGCAUUUCUAUAGCAUCCAGCCCCCUACACUUAUUCACACAUCGGUGAAUAAGGUGUUACCAUUCCAACAGUUUUAUUAACUCUCACAGCAGGUUGUCUUCCUGGCCAAGUUUAUGACAUUUUGCUGACUCCUUUUUAUUUGCUUUCAUAACAUCUUUUAAUCUAUAUUUCAAAUGCAGAACUGGAAAAUGUGAAAAAAAAAAUGUAAUAAAUUUUCUAUUUUAGAGCAAUUUAAUUUAAAGUUUACAUUCAUGAUGUGUAAAAUAAAAAAAAUGUGAAUAAAUAUUGGUUUGAUCUCAGUUUGAGUGACUAAAACCAAGAAAGCUUGUACAUUCUGUCCUCAGCACUGCUCGUUAUAUCUAUUACAAAAGAGAGUCUUUGUAUUUUGAAGUAAAACCUGAUGCAGAAAAAUGGAUUCUUUAGGACCUGAUGACACCAAUCAAAUCUGGAAAGUCUGAAUUAAGUAAAACUAGUUUACUCGUUGAAUACAGUGAAAUGAGGUUGGUGGCUCCACCUAGUAGAUCUUGCUUUUCAAUGUUUUCAACGCAGAACACACGGUAAACUUUUAAGCGCAGAGAACGUUGUCUGCAUCUUGAUAUAAAUGGCAUCACCUGAUGUCUCCUGAACAUCUUGGUCUCAUUCAUUUCCAUAACAGGCGGCGUGCCACAAAGCAAGACACACACUCAAUGGGUCACUUGAUGCACUCCUGUACAGACAUACAGUACUUGCAGUGUGAAAUCAUCCUCAGGACACAACACUCAGGGCCAGAUAAGAUUCUUCUCAUUUAUUUUUCUUGAUUCAACUAACAGUUUCUCUGAGACAUAACUGCUGUGGCAAAAAAACAACCUUAAGAGUCACAUGCAUAAAAUGUGAAUCACAUGAAACUGGGAGAUGACAGUG